Messenger RNA from Arachis stenosperma, 783 nucleotides. Its product is annotated as PR5-like receptor kinase. NCBI's taxonomy places the organism in Eukaryota, Viridiplantae, Streptophyta, Magnoliopsida, Fabales, Fabaceae. Gene Ontology annotation, molecular function: ATP binding; protein kinase activity. The record is from RefSeq and is a predicted model, not a curated record. Bases 1 to 783 code for a protein of 260 amino acids. The transcript has a single exon. Gene Ontology annotation, biological process: protein phosphorylation.
AUGAAUAAACAAGCCCUUAUUUAUGAAUUUAUGUCCAAUAGCUCUUUGGACAAAUAUAAAUAUAAACAUGGACGUUCCUCUCUUAGUUCUCUCUUUUCUAAUUUAGAUUGGAAAGAACUGUACAAUAUUGUAAAUAGCAUUGCUCAAGGAUUAGACUACUUACAUGAAAGAUGUAAUACAAAAAUUUUGCAUCUUGAUAUCAAACCUCAAAAUGUGCUUCUUGAUGAAAAGUUUUGUCCAAAAAUUACAGAUUUUGGAUUAGCUAAAAUAUGCAAAAAUAAUAAAAGUAGUAGGCGAACAUUUAGCAUAAGAGGGACUCCGGAUUAUAUUGCACCAGAAAUGUUUAAUCGACGAGCAUAUGGUGGAGUUUCUUGCAUGUCAGAUGUGUAUAGUUAUGGAAUGUUAAUUCUUGAAAUGAUGGGAGCAAGAGAUGAUCCACAUAUUAAAAGAUCUCAUAAUAGUGAAUCCUACUUUCCUGAUUGGCUUUAUAAGGAUCAAGAUGAAGAUUUUAUUUAUUACAGAAGUUUUGCUUUCGAUAAAGAUGAUGAAAUUAUAAUACAAAAGAUUUUGUUAGUGGGCUUACACUGUAUUCAAACGGAUCCAUCAAAAAGACCAACAAUGAAAAAAGUGGUGGAAAUGUUAGGGGGAGAUCUUAAAGCAAUAUCACGUCCUGAGAAAUUUGUCAUGUCUUCUUCUCCUACAUUCCCUCUUUUAUCGUAUUCAGGUGCAUCUCGUAGUGAUAUAUACGAGACAAAUUCGAUAAUUGAAGAAUUAAAUGGUUAA